This is a messenger RNA of Closterium sp. Naga37s-1, 553 nucleotides long. Lineage: Eukaryota; Viridiplantae; Streptophyta; Zygnematophyceae; Desmidiales; Closteriaceae. The record is from the annotation of a GenBank genome assembly.
AUGGGUGCGGAGAAUAAGGGGGCAAAAGUUACUGGUUGGGCGAUGGGAGGGGCAUUGGGGAGGGGAGGGCACGAGGGCGACGGUACGGGACGGGAGGUGCGAGCGCGAAUGCGACGGGAGACGAGAGAACGUGAGCACGAGGGAGAUGGCAGGGGAGAAUCUGGGUGCGAAGGCGAUGCGAAGACGGGCAACGUGAGCGCGAUGGCGGGGGGAGGGGAGAAUGUGUGGUGCUUGGGAGAAGGGAGGGGAGUUUCUGAGCCAAAAGGUGAUGGGAGGGGAGACCAUGAGCGCGACGGUGAUGCGAUGGCGGGGGGAGGUGAGAACGUGAGCUCGAUGGCGGGGGAAGGGGAGAACGUGAGCGCGACGCCGAUGGGAGGGGAUGGCGUGAGCGGAAAGGGAGAGAGGAAAGGCGACGGGAAGACGAUUCGGAGUGAUCGCGAGAGCGACGAGGUGGGUGAUGGGAAGGGAGUUAGGAGGGCUGACGGGAGGGCGAUGCGAGGCAAGCGCAAGGGCGACGAGGUGGGUGAUAGGAAUGGAGAGGAAGAAAGGCGAU